CGCGAUCGCCAUCCGAGCGCUGAUCGCUAUCUGCCUACGAGACAGUGCCCAAGUGGGCGAUACUGCCGACGCCCCAUGAUGUCAAAGUUUUCUAUAUUCAGUAUACUUUCAAGACAUACGUAGGCCCUUUGUACACGCUGUACCCGUAGAGACCGUGGCCGUAGAUGAUUGAUGGAUGCACUGUAGAAGACGGUGGUCGAACCCAGCCACCCGAUCAGGCAACACAGAUUGUUGAACGUUCACUUGCCGCAAGGUUGACAGGCAGUGAUCGACAAUGCGUCAGGGGCUGUGAUGAACUUAUUCUUCACCGCCAAGCAGGUGAAGUGUUCGCUAGCAUUGCGACUUGUAUGGGGUCCAGAAGCCCGCAAUUGAGGGGUACUGCUCUGGUGCAUGGAUCGCGUGAGUCCAUCCCCAGGAAGAAACGCGGACUGUGUCUGUCGUUGGGGGGGGGUGUUUGUGGUGCCAACCCAACCAGCCUGGAAAUGAAGCAAUCCAUUGACUCCGCCAAGCAAAUGAUGUGCAGUAUCAGCAAGGCUGGUGCUUGGCGGAUAUACCCUUGGGACAGUCCGUCUAUCAAUAGCCAACUCACUGUACGGAGUAAGAGAAAGGAAAUCCAUGACCGUGCAAAUGACAUAACAUCAGACCACUAUCGCUACACUUACCUCACGCACCCUGGACUACUACUAGUAGUAUUACUACUUUAGUCCCAGCUGUCCACUUUCUCCCCAUGGAGUAUCCGCACUCCAUCUUUUUGGACCCCCUACCCCUAUAAUCUAACUCGCAUAAGUCUAC
This is a messenger RNA of Aspergillus pseudonomiae, 792 nucleotides long. RefSeq lists its product as uncharacterized. Bases 165 to 704 code for a protein of 179 amino acids. NCBI's taxonomy places the organism in Eukaryota, Fungi, Ascomycota, Eurotiomycetes, Eurotiales, Aspergillaceae. The transcript has a single exon. The record is from RefSeq and is a predicted model, not a curated record.